Molecule: messenger RNA, 1428 nt
Organism: Striga hermonthica
Lineage: Eukaryota; Viridiplantae; Streptophyta; Magnoliopsida; Lamiales; Orobanchaceae
Source: the annotation of a GenBank genome assembly
AUGGAGAAAAAUCUUAAGAAGAACUAUUUACAAAGAAAUUUUGGUAUUUUCUCGAGCCUUGAUUUACAGUCUCCACCGCCAAUCAAGAACCGUUUUUUCGCAUCUGGGCCUGCUAUUCCUCUCGCGCGCGAAUUGGGCAGUACGAUGCGCCAUCGGAAGGUGAGCGUGAGACGGGAGGCGGUGGCGCCAUGCAUGACUUGCCCCCUCUGCCGCAAGCUCAUCCGCGAGGCCACCGCCAUUACCGAGUGCCUCCACACGUUUUGCAAAAAAUGUAUAUACAAGAAACUAUUAGAUGAGGAGAUGGAAUGCUGCCCGAUAUGUGACAUUGAUUUGGGUUGUGCUCCGUUGGAGAAGCUGAGGUCUGAUCAUACUCUCCAAGAAGUGAGGGCGAAAAUAUUCCCUUAUAAGAGAAUAAAUGCGAAGGCCCCAGAUGUCGUGCCACCUGUCACACUUCCUGCAAAGAGAAAGGAAAUGUCUCUCUCAUCUUUGGGGCUCAGCACCCCACUUGUCUCUUCACAAAGUGGGUUCACCGGCAGAAGGUCAAAGUCCACUGCAAGAAAGGCUUCGUCGAGGGGCACGAGCUUCACGAUCGAGAGAUCUGUGAGGAGGGGAGAUGACUCCAUGGACGAGCAGCCCGAGAGCUCCGGCUCUCCCGACAAAAUGAGGAGAUUCAUUCAGAACAUUACUCAGAGCUCUGCUUCUGGUGAGCCGCCGACUAAGCACAGUCCUGAUUCAAAGAGAGAGGAUCUAUCGGGGGCUCGGGAAGAAGAGAAAGUUGACCUUUGGAAGCCUUUGAACUGUUUAGUAGAAGCAGCAAGCAGUACCAAGUCGUCGAAGCUUAAUGUUCAAGGGUCUAGUGGUAAAUCGGAAGCUUGUGAAAGCGAGGGGCUUGUCAGUAAAUCCAAAAGUAGAGAGCACAGACAGAAAGCAAAAGCUCAGGAAGAUAAAGAUGUCGUGGAUCAAACUUGUACAGAGCCCGAAAGGCCCAAGAAGAGGCAGAGAGCCCGUCAAAAAAAGGUGCAAACUUUUGGAGGAUCUAAGGUUACACAACAGGCUGUGCUUGAUGCCGCCAGUGUAAAAUCAGAGCGUAAAAAUUAUCCGAUUUGGUUUUCACUGGUCUCAGAUGAAAAGGAAGGGAGUGCACUGUCCUUGCCUCAAAUUCCUGCGAAUUAUUUGAGAAUAAAGGAUAGGAACAUACCAGUUUCCUUUGUUCAGAAGUACCUCAAGAUGAAGUUAAAUCUUACGAGUGAAGAUGAGGUCGAAAUCAAGUGUAUGGGUCAGAAGGCAGUCCCCACAAUGCCUCUAAAUAAUUUGAUUGAUAUGUGGCUUCAAACUACGACCACUGAUAGAGUGGCGGCCACAGUUGGGUCAUCGGCAAAAGAGUUUGUGAUGGUAUUGGGCUAUUCACGCAAAGUUCCCGAUUCUUGA